CCGGCAUCCGAGACCGGGAUCCGAACCCGGAAUGACUGCAGACGCGCAGGAGCCUUCCCCGGGGAUGGGCGGCGGCGAUCCCUCUCCUCCUCCUCCUCCUCCUCCACCAGAGAACGUUCGCUUCUCCACUGAAAAGGAGAAGCUCGGACCCGCUGAAAAAAAUCACCUCAGCUUCCCUUCUGACAAGAAGGAGAAGCUUGCCUUCCCCGCCGAGAAGGAGAAGGGCGGCCUCCUUCCCUCUAAUGGAGACUUCCUCGAGGUCUUCUCGCUGGCUGAGAGACGUGACGGAGGAGACGGAGGAGGAGUCAGUUUUGAUGAAGCGAUGGAGAAGAUUAACGGUCUCGGACGCUGGCAGAUCAAGGUCAUCUUCGUUCUCAUCAUCGCCUCCUCCACGGGAUGCCACAACCUCGCGAUCAGCUUCAUCGCGCAGACUCCCGCGGAGUUCGCGUGCGGCGCCGCCGAGCUGGCGGCCGUGCCCUACGACGUCGCCGUCAAUCUCAGCGUUCCCAUGGAGACGACGCCGACCGGGAAGCGGCGGCGGGCGCGCUGCGUGAGUUACGCGGACAGGAACUACACGCUCGCACGCGCGCUCUACGACGAGGACCGGCUGGGCGAGAUUCCCGAGGAGUUUUACGGCAACGAGAGCGAGGUGGCGUGCGGCGAGAAGGGAUGGCGGUACAACGUGCAGGAUGGGUACAUAACCGCUACAACACAAUGGGAUUUGGUGUGUGGAAAGAGUUGGCUGGUUGCAACGGCCCAGAUGCUCUAUUUUGCUGGAUAUUUGACAGGCUGUGUUGUAUUUGGAACAGUCGCAGAUAGGAUCGGUAGGCGACGGUGCAUGUUGCUGGUGUUCUGCCUGAUGGCGGUGUUCGGCUCAGUGAACGCAUACGCUCCUAACUACAGCGUCUUUGCUCUGACGAGGUUCCUCGUAGGAGCCACCUCGAUGCCCAUCCCGUUCGUGUACGCCGUUGAGAUCGUCACACCAGCCUAUCGUAACGCCGUCGGUAACAUCAUACAAUGUGGAUUUGCAAUCGCUUACAUGGCUCUACCGUGGCUCGCGCUGGCACUGCAGAACUGGCGCCAUCUACAGUUGACAAUCUCACUCUGGGUCAUCGUCGUCGCCGUCAUCGUCUACGUCGUUCGUUCCGGAGUCUCCCCCCGCUGGCUGGUUUGUCAAACAACUGCGAGAAGGAAUGUUAGCAGUCAGCUGAGCGAGAUCGCAAGAGUCAACCAGGAGGCGCUGCCAGGCACAACACCAUCGGAAAGUGGACGAGGAGGUGAGGCGGAUUACAGUAAGGCGUUGCCCAUGCUCAUCUUCGGAGCACUUGCCAUAGCGGCCAGCCUGCUGGCACUACUCCUGCCGGAGACGAUGGAUAGAGACCUACCUGAGACCAUCGAGGAUGGGGAGAACUUCGACACGUAA
Molecule: messenger RNA, 1423 nt
Organism: Priapulus caudatus
Lineage: Eukaryota; Metazoa; Priapulida; Priapulimorpha; Priapulimorphida; Priapulidae
Product: organic cation transporter protein-like
Exons: 7
Coding region: 32-1423 (463 amino acids)
Biological process (GO): transmembrane transport
Cellular component (GO): membrane
Molecular function (GO): transmembrane transporter activity
Source: RefSeq, a predicted model, not a curated record